AUGUCUUGUGAUUUACAAUGGUUUGUGCCUUUUACCAAUGCAAUGUAUUUUCCAGAAUCCUAUAAAAGCUCUUAUGCAACUGUUCAUUCGACACAACAAGAAUCCAUUUCAAUACUUGAUACAACAUCGACUUCAACGUUAUCUUUGUCAAACCUUGCAAAUGAACAAUUACAAGAAAUCCCAACGAGGACAAAUUCGAUGGUUAGAGCAAAAAAAGCAAAAGUUAUAUCCUCAUCGUCAUCACUAACAGCGGUAUCAUCGACAAGACAAACAUUAAUUGUCAGACCAUCAAUUGCGAUGACUUUACCGAUGGAAAUUAUAUGUGAAAUAUUUAAUUACCUUGAAGAACAUCCGGCACAUUUUACAAGAGGCUCACUAGUAUGUAAAACAUGGUAUUACUCUACUCAAAAUCAUCUGUAUUGGAAAAGACUAUGUGAACUUCUCAAGUUACCAUCACCAAAGCCAAGAGCUUACAAAUACAAAACAUACAAAUCUAUAGUUAUUAAAAAUUGGGGCUCUUUCUGUAGCUUGUGUUUAAGAAAACGUAGAAAAUAUGAUCCACCCAUCAAACCAAUAUAUCAAAAAGAUAAAGCAAUAAAAAGACGUCGUAAAAAAAUAAAAUCGUCACUUGCAAAAUGUGGAAUUCAAUUACCAACUAAUGAUGAUAUAUGUGAAAGAUUGAUAGAUGAUGGAAACAUCAAAGGAAUUCUUCACUAUUUGAAGUUGAAACUGGAGGAAGAAAAAGAGGAAUUGUUUAAAGCAUUAUUGGAAUUAGAAAGAAAUGGAUGA
This is a messenger RNA of Entrophospora sp. SA101, 789 nucleotides long. NCBI's taxonomy places the organism in Eukaryota, Fungi, Glomeromycota, Glomeromycetes, Entrophosporales, Entrophosporaceae. The record is from the annotation of a GenBank genome assembly.